Messenger RNA from Cheilinus undulatus (humphead wrasse), 1824 nucleotides. It is a transcript of the gene fcer1g, whose product is annotated as Fc fragment of IgE, high affinity I, receptor for; gamma polypeptide. The record is from RefSeq and is a predicted model, not a curated record. Gene Ontology annotation, cellular component: Fc-epsilon receptor I complex. The transcript has 5 exons. Gene Ontology annotation, biological process: cell surface receptor signaling pathway. NCBI's taxonomy places the organism in Eukaryota, Metazoa, Chordata, Actinopteri, Labriformes, Labridae. The coding region runs from base 131 to 418 and encodes 95 amino acids. Gene Ontology annotation, molecular function: IgE receptor activity.
UCCCCUCUAGGCUAUGAGGUACGCAGCAGUUUUCACCAGAGGAAAGAGAAAAAGCCACCCAGAAGUCGUCGUGUUUGCCGUUAGCCAGACGCCGAAGGAGCCCGUUUGUCCGUGUUGAGCCUGUGCUGCCAUGGCCGUGUGGGGCAGGAGCCCGCUGCUGCUCGCCAUUCCUCUGUGGAUGAGCUUUGGGACAGCUGCCGCUGGUCUUGAGGAUCCGAAGUACUGCUACAUCCUCGAUGGUAUCUUGUUCUUGUACGGCAUCAUCUUGACAGCGCUCUACUGCAGGAUCAAGGUCCUCAAUGCAAGGAGCACCAAAGCAGGGAAAGCCAAGGGCAAAAAGACUCCUGAAGAGAGCAUCUAUACGGAUCUGAAUCCUCGUGUCCAGGACACAUACGAAACUAUCGGCAACAAGAAGUGAAGGGAAGCGUUAAAGUCCAAGACUUGCUUUCUUUUUGUUGUAUUAAAAUAUUACACACCUUCAACAGUAUGUAACUUAUCAGAAAUUUAUCAGUAUAGGGGAGAGAGGGGUAAGAUGAGCCAGUGGGGAUGAUGACUUACCAGCUGUAUUUAUGCAGCUGUGUGAGGUGUUGUCAUGUGACCAUGAAUUCAGGAAGCAAAUCUGUUUUUUUUUCCUUUCAAAGUAAAUUUUCUACAUGUCAGGACUUUUACAUCAAAGCAAAUUCAUCCAGGUCUAAAAAAUAUUCUACAUGUUGGUGAUUUACUUAAAGUAAAACUCUGUUUGCUUGGAUAAGAAAUUGUUUUCUGGAGUGGUAGCUGUGGGGAAAAGUUAGGGCAAAGGCUGUGGCUAAGAGCCGAGACCAUACAGCCCAAACAAACUGUCACUGUCUGAUGAUUUCUGCCAUUAUCUCCUGUGAACGAGGCCACACUGACGGCAGUGUUUCCCUGAGAGAACUGCUGCUAUUUACACCACAGCUUCCUUGUUUCAGCUCUACCUAAGAGCACAGGCAAAAACCUGGCCCUGCAGUGGCUGAUGGGAAAUUUGACUGCUGAUGUGCUGCUGUUGUUUUGUGCUAGGGGCGGCAAUCAAGGCGUGUCAUAUGACCCACCGUGACGGUGUGGCAUCUGUGUGUUUUGGGCUUUGAAAUAUUGAACAUAUUUGAAAUAAUUUCCCAUAAGAAUAUCACUAUUUCAGUAUGCUUAACAAAUUAAUCAUUUUACAGCUCUAGUUUGACCCUUUAAAGCCUGAUAACUCAAAUUAGACAGAGGUCUAAUUAGAAAGAAGUCUCACAAAGGUGUGUGUCAAAUAUGCUACAAUAGACUUUAAUGUGUGAAACAAAAAACUCAGUCCAUUUCACCCCACAUUGGCUCAACUUCCCCCCUGACUUAGGCCACUUUACCCCUUACCUGGGGUAAACUGAGCACCUUUUUGGUGGUCACAUUUUCAGAAAGUGUUGCCACAGAUCCAUACCAAUAUUCCCAUUUGAUAGCAGAGAUCUAAAAAUAAAGUUUUCAUUCUCCUGCUGUCUCAUUUUUCCUGAUCUUGAAGGCAGCAUAAGCAAAUGUCGCCUCAUCUUACCCCACUCUCCCCUUUAACAGCAUGAUAAACAGUAUAACCAGCUUUAAUGUUCAGUGAAUGUGAUUUUUGUUUUUAUGCUUUUCUUGCUUUUGUAAAAUAUGUUGACAAGUUAAGAAAGACGAAAGAGAAACCUGACGGAUGGGACAGAAACGUCAAAGCACAUUUUUGAUUUUCUUUCAGACCUCUUAUAACUGCAAUACUCCAGAGAAAUGUUUCAUUUUAAUACUUAAAAUACAUAAACAGAUGUUAUAUUCUAUUUGUAUACAUUAAAACCUCUCUUCUUUUAA